Parnassius mnemosyne (clouded apollo) is the source of this 948-nucleotide messenger RNA. The record is from the annotation of a GenBank genome assembly. NCBI's taxonomy places the organism in Eukaryota, Metazoa, Arthropoda, Insecta, Lepidoptera, Papilionidae.
AUGGAGAAGAUAGAAUCUGCCCUUGACGUGCUGUCACGCGCUGCAACUAUGGUGCAACCAUGCCCUGCAUACCCUGCUAGUGAUUCAGACGGCUUCGAAACGCCGAGUACGAACAGCGAGUCUGAAGGCGACCGUACGCUAUCUCCGGAAGGACCCAGGACGCCGCAAUCCAAAGAGUUGACUGGGAAGUGGCGGAGGGAGCGUCGGUCGACGCGCCUGCCCGAUUACAGGCCCAAAGACAAUUGCAAGAUGGCGCUGCGCUCGCAGUCUUUCAACGAGCGGCGACUCGCUCCGUCGGUGGCUCGCGCUCAACCGCAUAGCGACGGGGAACUCUCCGACGAAGUAGAAGAUUCGCCAGCUAAUAUAAUAAUUAACGGAAAAGCUCCUCCUGAGUAUCCUGGGAAAUACGAAGCACCCAUCGACAUGCGGUUGCGAUCGAGGCCUGCACCGCCUCCUUACAACCGACCCUCUGUCAUCACCAAAAGCAACGACACACCUGGUUCGAUGUCGAUGUGUGAUCCAGUUAUAGACGAGCAUUUUAGACGCUCGCUCGGAGAUGACUAUAUGAAUUUGUUUAAGAAGAAUUCGGAAAACGCGUUGCCCGGUCCUAAACCUAACACCAAGGAUAGAGCGAGCAGCCCGAUCCAGUUCAAAACGGAGGAAUCGCCUAAAUCCACGAAAAUCAUCGCAAUGGAAGUCGACGACGCGAGCAUGUCUGUAGACGACCACUUUGCUAAGGCCUUAGGUGAUACCUGGCGGCAAAUACAAACUUCGAGGCUAAAAGAAGGCGAUACAGCGCAAACAUCAAGUAAUGGAGUUGUCGACGAUCACUUCAGCAAAGCUCUGGGCGACACGUGGAAGAAGAUACAGUCAUCAAAACACAAUUUAGAGGAGAAACCUAAAGAUCAAACAACGAAAAUAGUCUCUAGGAGCGGCGUCGUUAUAUAA